Molecule: messenger RNA, 1438 nt
Organism: Ectocarpus sp. CCAP 1310/34
Lineage: Eukaryota; Phaeophyceae; Ectocarpales; Ectocarpaceae
Source: the annotation of a GenBank genome assembly
AUGGCAUUGGCAGCCCAGCAGGAACAGCAGAACCCACCGCCGCAGCAACAGCAGCCGCCGCCGCAGCAGCCGCAGCAGCAGCAGCAGCAGCAGCAGACGCAGCAACUUCAACGUCAGCAGCAAGAAGCGGCAGCUGGGGCCGCAGCCGUGGCGGGUUCGGCGGUCGGCGGGGAUGAGGCACGGCUGGCCGACGGCAUGGCUGGUUUAUCCGUGGAGGGCCUCGGUGGGUCGUCUGCGGUGGCCGGGGGGGACAACCUGGGUGCCGGUGCGGCGUCGGGGGCGCCGGGUGCGUUGCAGCUUGUGAUGUCGCAGCAAGAUAACGAGAAUCUCGUUGCGAAAGUAUCGGCUUUGGAGCAAUCCCUGCAGCAGUUGCUGAACAACCAAGGUGGGGGCGCCGGUUCGCACGUGGUCGGCCCGCACGCUGCUGAUGGGGCGGGAGCCGCGGCGGCGGUCGGUGCGGGUCUUGGUGCAGCUGCUGCUCCGGGGUCGGACGCUGAUCGCCAGCGUCGCUUCGCAAAAGCGGAAUUCGAGAGUACUGCUUCCGCUUGGCGUGCGGGACGUUUGAUGUGGGCGCUGCGUGGUAAGCGGGGAAUUGACGUUCCCAACAAAGAGACCCUGCAAACGAUGAUGGGGGGGACCGUUACCGGCACCGACAAGACUUUGCAGCAGCUUCGUACCAUGUCCGGACUGAACGUCCUCGACUUCUUUCCCGUUGGAAAUUCUGGUGAGCUGUCAGUCCCGGACCACUUCGAUUUGACCUGUGCUGCGAUCGUUAACGUGUUGAAAUCUGGUCUCGCUGCCACCUCCGCGGACAACGCUGCAGCUCUGGCGCGCUUGCUGCCCAUGGAGCAGGCCAUGCUUUCGGCGCGGGGUACGCUGCGCAUGCAAGCCCUCCGUCAUGUGGGUGACUUUCCGGGGAGGGGGUCGCGGGGGACCUUCGCCGACCUCCCCAACGAUGACUUUCGUGAAUGGGCAAAUGCGGUAAUGUUGUGGAUGUUACCGAUUCAGAAUUUGCCGGUGCCGCCGGAGUCUUUCGAGCGCUUUAACCCCCCGCCGGUUCCUCGGUUCGACGGCAUCAAUGGCUUCUCCAUGUCCGGGAGCAUUGCGCUACGGAUGUUCGGGACUGUGGGUGGUGGAGGUUCUUCUGGAUCGAGUGGGGGUAAGAGACGGCGGGGGGACUCCCGCUCCGCGGGUGGGGACUCCAAACGCCGGUCGAAAGUGUGUUUCGAAUAUCGCGACUCCCAAACAUGCAGGUGGGGCGACUCCUGCGUGUUCCGCCAUGCGACUGGGGGCGGCAAGGGUGGCGGCGGCGGUGGGGGUCGCGCUUCGGGUGGAGGGGGAGCCUCGGGCGCCGCGACCGAUGGCGGAAGCGGCUCCUCGGCGUUGGUCGUUCGCCGGGGAGAUGGCAGCAACUGAGGACACGGGCUCUGCCUUUCGG